UGGGCCUCGUCAGCCGCCGUAGGAGAGCGCCGGCUGCGGCGGCGCCACGUUCCCUGCGGCGGCUGCGGACGAAUCUGCUGGGCUUCGGGGUGGUUCCCAUCGACCAUGGCCUUCACCCUGUACUCGCUGCUGCAGGCGGCCCUGCUCUGCGUCAACGCCAUCGCGGUGCUGCACGAGGAGCGAUUCCUCAAGAACAUUGGCUGGGGAACAGACCAGGGAAUUGGUGGAUUCGGAGAGGAGCCAGGAAUUAAAUCUCAGCUAAUGAACCUUAUUCGAUCUGUAAGAACCGUAAUGAGAGUGCCAUUGAUAAUAGUAAACUCAAUUGCAAUUGUAUUGCUUUUACUAUUUGGGUGAAGAUCAAUGGGGAAAAUGGAGAUUCAGAAGAAGAGAUGUCAGCGGAAGUUAUUACUUCGUCUUUAUUGGAAUAUACAUACCUUAGCUGGCUGUCCCUGGCCUUGACAAAAAUGUAAACAUGAUAAUAAAACGAGAGUCCCUAUUUAUCUGAUUUUUUUUAAAUGCUGCACUUAUAGUUUCAUUAUAAAAAGAUCAGAUCGUCAGAGGUAGUAACUAUCCAGGAUUGGAAUACAUUUGAUUGAUGACUGUUAAUAAAAGUUUGUGCUAUGGUUAAGAUUGU
Myotis davidii is the source of this 634-nucleotide messenger RNA. RefSeq names its product immediate early response 3 interacting protein 1 (gene IER3IP1). The record is from RefSeq and is a predicted model, not a curated record. Gene Ontology annotation, cellular component: endoplasmic reticulum membrane; Golgi membrane; COPII-coated ER to Golgi transport vesicle. The transcript has 3 exons. Lineage: Eukaryota; Metazoa; Chordata; Mammalia; Chiroptera; Vespertilionidae. Gene Ontology annotation, biological process: endoplasmic reticulum to Golgi vesicle-mediated transport. The coding region runs from base 106 to 354 and encodes 82 amino acids.